Messenger RNA from Chironomus riparius, 2221 nucleotides. The record is from the annotation of a GenBank genome assembly. NCBI's taxonomy places the organism in Eukaryota, Metazoa, Arthropoda, Insecta, Diptera, Chironomidae.
CUACAAUACAACACACGACAGCCAGGAGAAUUCUGAAUUUUUACACUUGAAUCAAAAUCAAUUGCAUCAGUCUUCGGUGAACGUUGGCUACAGUAACAUUGCUUAUAAUCCCGACUCUACGCGAAGUGGUGAAAGUGAAGAAGGACGGAGUUCUGAAAAAGAUAAACGUAGUGCAAGUACAUCCAGUCAUAGCCAGCACCACAGUCAGCAUCAGCAACGAGGUGGUGGUGGAUCAUCGAAUGGUACAGAAAAUAGACAUGCUAGAAAUAAAUCAUCAUCAGUGAAUAACUGUUAUUUAAGUGGAAAUUCAAACAGUCAUCAGCAACAGCAGCAGACGCAAUAUCAGCAACAGAAACCGCUCUCAAUUAGUGCGAAUAAUUUCAGUCCUGCCUCAAAUAGUUUUAGUGAUAAUAGUAAAAGUUUAUAUAAGACGUCAUCGCAUAAUAUAAAUACAGGAGGAAAUUGUGAUAAAAAUUAUCAGCAGCAACAGCAACAACAUCAGCAGUUAUAUGCAAAUAGCAGUAAAAAUGGAAAUUCAGCAUCAUAUUUGAGUCAAUCAACGCCAUCAACGCAUUUUGACUUUGAUCAUAUGUUUAAUGAUCCGAAUGAUUUACAAAAUUCAAGUGGUAAUAAUAAUUUAAAUAAAAAUCAAAGCUAUAAUACAACAGCUAGCGGGAGUAGCAGAUCAUCGCGUAGCUAUCAAACAAAUCAGCCAGUCAAUAGUGAUCAGUUUCAAGGCUCAUUUCAAUCAUUACAUGGCGGCGAUUAUUUAUUACCAAAUUAUCAAAAUGGCUCAUCAAUUCAAUUGCAAUCAGCAGCACAUUCAUCACCAUCAUCGGCCGUGCAUCAAUAUCAGCAACAGCAGCAGCAGCAACAGCAUUAUAGACAGCAACUAAAUUCAGUAACCUCAAGCGAUUCGAUAAGUGGUAAUAGUGUCGUUGCCGGUGGAAGCGGUAAUACGCGAUCGCGUGUGAAUAGUGACUCAACUAGCAAAUAUAAUACAAAUAGUUCAAAUAGUGCAAAAAGUAGUAAUGGUAAAAAUUAUAGUAAUAAUAAUAAUAAUAAUAAUAAUCCUCCAUUAAGUAGCGAGAAAAAAUGUGCAAAUGCAAAUGGUGCUAAUCAAAAUAGUAGUUCAGUGAAUUCUAAUCGAAAUGUAAGCAAUAAUCUUAAUAGUGUAAAUCAAAAUUCAGUUAGUAAUAAUAAUUUGUCAUAUAAUAAUAAUAACUACAAUAAUAAUUCAAACAAUUCGACUAACAAUAAUAAUCAUUUACGACAAAGACAUAUUAUUGAAUUGAAUCGUCAAGUAUCGGAAUUGAAUAAUAAAAAUAUUGAGUUUAAUCGACAAUUAAGUGCGCCAACUGAAAAUCAAAACAGCUGUAAUUCAGUGUAUAAUCUCUAUUCAAAUCAUAUUCUGAAUAACCAAUAUCACAGUGGUUCACCUAAUACAAAUAGUUUAAAUCGCACAAAAAAGAAACGUAGUUUUAAAUUGAAUGGACGAUUAUUUAGCGCCGCUAGUUCCGACUCGAUACGAUUUCAUUCAAAUUUAUUAAGUCAUGACAAUGAUUUAAGAGUGUCAAUUGACAAUACGUGUACGGACUCAUUAGUGACAGCGUUGGAUGAUGAAGCACUCUUAAUCAACGACUACAUGAACGACAUGUCAAAAUCAAAGGUUCAUUUUGACGACGUGUCCCUUUAUGGGACACCGAAGGAGGAGCCAUUACCAAGCAUACCUGUAAUGGCUGAAAAGACAUCAUCAAAUUUUCUAAAAAAUCAAUUGCAAGCAUGGUUCCAGCCGACGGACAAUCGACUUGCUAUGAAAUUAUUUGGCAGCAAAAAAGCCCUAGUAAAAGAACGAAUACGACAAAAAACUGCUGGACAUUGGGUAAUUCAUCCAUGUAGUUCCUUUCGCUUUUAUUGGGAUUUGUGUAUGCUGUUGCUGCUUGUAGCUAAUUUAAUUAUUCUACCCGUUGCCAUAUCGUUUUUCAAUGAUGAUCUUAGUACGAGGUGGAUUGCCUUCAACUGUUUAAGUGAUACUAUCUUUUUGGUUGACAUCGUAGUAAAUUUUCGCACAGGUAUCAUGCAGCAAGAUAAUGCAGAACAAGUGAUAUUAGAUCCAAAACUAAUAGCCAAACAUUAUCUAAAAACGUGGUUUUUUCUUGAUUUAAUCUCAUCGAUUCCGUUGGAUUAUAUUUUUUUAAUAUUCAAUCAAGUAAGUACCUAA